UAUGGUCCCUAGCUAUUAGAACGAUCCAUAGAAAGAAGCUGAACACCAUCAUUAACCAAACCCCAACCAAUCUCUUAUAUUACUAUCGUUAAUAUUAUUAUUGUUAUUCUAAACCGAUCAAAGGUUGAGAGCCAAAAAAAAAAAAAAAAAGAAAGAAAAGAUGUUGAUGAUACACAAUAUUCAUCUACUGAUCAAAACACAGCCCUUUUGGCUCAUUCUCAUAACUUGUCUAGGCAUCUUCAUAGCCCUCAAAAGGGUCACCUCUUUGCUCAAAUGGGUGUUCGUUACAUUCAUCAGAUCCUCCAAAAACCUAAAGAGGUAUGGCUCAUGGGCCAUGAUCACAGGAGCCACUGACGGCAUAGGAAAAGCCUUUGCCAUCCAACUUGCCGAGAAAGGCUUGAACUUGAUUCUAGUUGGCCGAAACUCAAACAAGCUCCAAACAGUCUCCAAGGAGAUUCAGCUGAGAUGUCCCGGCACCGAGAUAAAGGCGGUGGUCUUCGACUUCUCCGGCGAUAUCGCGGCCGGCGUGGUGGCUGUAGAGAAUGCUGUGAAAGGGUUGGACGUGGGAAUUUUGAUCAACAAUGUUGGCAUAACGUACCCGGCAGCCAGGUACUUCCAUGAGGUGGAAGAGAAAGUUUGGAUGAAUAUCGUCAGAGUGAACUUGGAAGGUACUACUAGGGUUACAAGAGCUGUUUUACCAGGUAUGAUUGAAAGGAAGAGAGGGGCAAUCGUUAAUAUUGGCUCUGGUGCCGCCAUUGUUGUACCUUCUCAUCCUCUUUACGCAAUAUAUGCAGCUACAAAAGCUUACGUGGACCAACUAUCAAGAUGUCUCUACGUGGAAUACAAGCACAUGGGAAUCCAUGUACAGUGUCAGGUACCAUUGUAUGUGGCAACACAAAUGGUGUCGAAGGCAGCGUCGAUAGAGAAAGCAUCGAUGUUUAUACCAAGAGCAGAGGAUUAUGCAAGAGCUGGAGUAAGAAGAAUUGGGUAUGAAUAUCGGUGCACACCCUAUUGGUCACACUAUCUCCAAUGGUGUUUUGCUUCACUCCUCUCCGAUGAUAUCCUAAAUGCAUGGCGUUUGGCCGUUGUUAUUCGAAGAAGAAGGGACUCCAUCCAUCUACAAUAAUAACCUUCAUCCUCCUCAUCCAUCAUCUCUAAUAAUAACCAAUUAUAACACAUCAUCAUCAUCAUCAUCAUCCAUUUUAUAUAUAUUUAUAUAUAUAUAUAUAUAUAAACACUUCGCACUACUUGCAUGUGUGUUAUUUAUAUUAAUGCUCAUAAUUAAUAACUACUUAAUGUAAAAUCCACGUGAUAUUAUAUCUCUUCUAAUAAAUGUGGAGAUAACGAAAGUGAUUGGUUUUAA
This is a messenger RNA of Humulus lupulus (European hop), 1363 nucleotides long. Its product is annotated as very-long-chain 3-oxoacyl-CoA reductase-like protein At1g24470. The record is from RefSeq and is a predicted model, not a curated record. Bases 161 to 1126 code for a protein of 321 amino acids. Gene Ontology annotation, molecular function: ketoreductase activity. Gene Ontology annotation, cellular component: endoplasmic reticulum. NCBI's taxonomy places the organism in Eukaryota, Viridiplantae, Streptophyta, Magnoliopsida, Rosales, Cannabaceae. The transcript has 3 exons.